AAGAAAUAGGGUUUCAAUCAAGCAGGAAAAAAAAGGAAAACUGAAGGAAAGGAACUGAAAUGGAUGGAAUUAACAGUUUAAUCUUUAAAGUGGUUAUAAAAUUUGUUGAAGGGUUUUAGAGUAAAAAAAGCAUUGGAAUUUCAGGAAAAAAAUUCAGGUGAAAAAUGAGGUGAAAAAAGGGAGAAAGCGAUCGAAAAAUGAGAAGAAAGUGUCGGAUUUGGUGGCCAAAGCAGCUAUCUUCUACCCAACCAUCUUGCUGUAAAUUUCUGUUUGGUUGGUUCGUCACUUGUUCUUCAGAUUCUCUUGACAUUGUCGUCGCUUUCGCUUCCAAUCGGGAGUCUUCUUCGAAUCUGCAAUCUUGUCUCCAGGAGAUCCUCCAUUCUAUCAAUGGAAAUAUGCAUGUAUCUCUUCAAGAUAAAUCAAAUUUUUCUUUGUUGGGUCAGUAUGGAGCUUGUAUUAACUAUGGUCAAAAUGGAGUAGAAGAGGAUGAUCUGAGAAAAACCUGCACUCACGGUGUAGAUAGAGUUUGCAAAUGCUAUGGACAAUGGAGCUGUGGAUGCCUUAAAUUUGAUGGGUUUUUAGGCCAGUGUAGACAGGUAUCUAUGGAAAGUAAUUACUGGAUCGAGCUGGCCUAUGAUUCUCUUCGUCUUCAAGCCAGGGGAAUUCAUUGGGUUCCUAAAUUGCACCAUCUUCAUUGGAAGAAGGAAAUAGUGUCUCAAUGUGAUGUCCAUGUUAUAUUAUACGAAACUCCAACAUACGGUGCUCACCAUUUCUCAUUGCGAUACUGGAAUUCUUCUGAGCAUGGGAAAGCUUCUCCUAAGAAGCCUCAGUGGGUUGAUGAGCUUCAACAAAAGCAACCUUUAAAUGACAUGGAUACAGUUGUUUUGGCGAUCAACAGUGCUAGUGCAGCUCAGAAAUAUUUUGAGAGACAUGAUAGCUUCAAACAAUCCUCUGCAAAUAUUCCCAUAAUUUCCAUGUUUUGUACCUUCAUGUGGCAUAUAUUGGCCAUGUCAUUGGCAUCAUUAUCUACUCUUUUUUAUAUUUUUAUUCAGUUUUUCCAUAGCUUUUUGAACUUUGAAUCACAAUCAUGGGUAUACUCUGCAUCAGCAAAGGCAUUUAGCAAUACCUGGAUAAAUUUCCGAAUUCGUUCUUGUCAGAUCUUAUAUUGGCCAAUCUUCCUUCAGGACAAUGACCUCAGGUCUCAAACAAGUGUGGAAUGUGCAGAAAAAGUUGCAUUACAUAAGCAUUCCUUGUGGUCAAGUUUGGUUGUUGAUAUCCUUUUGGGAGAUUUGAUUGGUUUGGCACUCUUAUUUCACGCAGAAUCUGUCUGUUCAUGGGUUUCAAAUAUUGCCAGUAAUUUAACAAAUGAGUUGUUGAGGUCAGGUUCUGUGUGGUUGAUGGGUGUUCCAGCUGGUUUCAAGUUGAACAUAGAAUUGGCUGAAGUUCUUGGCAUGAUUUCUCUGAAUACAAUUCAAAUUUGGUCUACUCUUUGGAUAUUUGUGGGUUCUCUCUUCAUUUAUUUCAUCAAAGGACUUGCUAUAUUAGCUAUUCUUUUCGGGGUGACAAUACCUGCUGCUUUGGUCAUAGACAUGAUUGUGAUAGUAACAUUGCAUGUGUCAACACUUCAUUGGUUAAUCUCAAUUCUCUAUUCACAGCAGUUACAUGCGCUAGCCGCUUUGUGGCGUAUUUUCAGGGGACGGAAGUGGAAUCCUCUUCGUCAAAGAUUAGAUAGUUUUGACUAUACUGUGAAGCAACAUGUUGUUGGAUCUCUUCUAUUUACACCUCUUUUGCUUCUAUUGCCAACCACAUCUGUUUUUUAUAUUUUCUUCAGCAUUAUGAACACAGCCAUCAGCCUUAGCUGUAUGUUCAUUGAAGUCAUCAUAUCCGUUAUCCAUGCUACUCCUUAUAUUAAGAUCGCCCUUCGGUUGAUAAAACCUAGAAGAUUUCCAUUGGGGAUAUGGUUUGAAAUCAUAGCCUGUCACAAUAAUAGCAGCCAUUCUCCCUGGAGUGCUUAUAUUGAUAGAAACAGUUUGCCAGUUGAUGAGGCACCACGAAAAGAGGAUAUAGAUAGAACGGUGUCUAGUGUAUUGAUUUCAAUUCUCCACAGCAAUUAUUUGAGUAUAGGACAAAUGGUCUUGCCUCAUUACAGAAAAGCUUUUUCCGGAGUUUCCCGGUCAUAUAUUGCCACAUCAGUUUUUGGACUUCUUAGUGGUAACAAAGUUGCAUCUACUUUGGGAGCCACACUGCCCUCAACGAUGCCAUGGUUAUGUAUCCCAUACAAUGAAUAUUGGUGCCUCUGUCGUAAUUCGAUUCUUGCAUGUAUGGUAGAUUGCAACUAUUAUAGAUGUCAUGAUUCAAGGCCACCUUCAUUUGGCCUAACUUGAGUAAAUUGGAUAUUUGUAGCUGUUUUUAAGCGGCUUUUUUACUAGAUAGAGAAUUUUGGUUGGACAUAAGCUGCUGCUUCAUUUUUGUUUGGUUCAAACUUAGGCAUCGGAGUUAACGAACAGCUUUCUCAAAGAGAUGGGGGGUAGAAUCAGGGGCUUACCUCAGUUAAUGCUUGCAAUCCCAACUUCUGCAAUUCUUUUUUUUAUCUCCAGACUGCCGCUUCCUUUGCACCUAAUAAAAAAGGAGCCAGGGAAGUGUCAAAAGGAGAUCGGGAGAAAAAAAUGAAAAAAAAAAAAAUCUAAGGAAAAGGUGGAAAUGCGUCUUGGUUAUUCAUUAUUAGAAAUCAUUUGUAUGUUGUUAGAGAUUGUGUAUAGUAAUUAUUUAAUUCUAUUUCUAGUUUUGUUUUUUUGUAGUCCCAUAUUUUGUGUUUUA
Gossypium raimondii (Peruvian cotton) is the source of this 2817-nucleotide messenger RNA. RefSeq lists its product as uncharacterized. The record is from RefSeq and is a predicted model, not a curated record. Gene Ontology annotation, cellular component: membrane. Gene Ontology annotation, biological process: GPI anchor biosynthetic process. Lineage: Eukaryota; Viridiplantae; Streptophyta; Magnoliopsida; Malvales; Malvaceae. The coding region runs from base 198 to 2384 and encodes 728 amino acids. The transcript is spliced from 9 exons.